This is a messenger RNA of Agrilus planipennis (emerald ash borer), 6336 nucleotides long. RefSeq lists its product as uncharacterized. Lineage: Eukaryota; Metazoa; Arthropoda; Insecta; Coleoptera; Buprestidae. Gene Ontology annotation, biological process: DNA integration. The record is from RefSeq and is a predicted model, not a curated record. Gene Ontology annotation, molecular function: nucleic acid binding. Bases 561 to 5804 code for a protein of 1747 amino acids. The transcript is spliced from 2 exons.
AAGUUAAGCUAAUUGUUCCGUUUAUAAUCCUCUGGAACUUCCCCGUCUAAUAAAUAUGACUAACUUAAACUAGCUUAAAUAUACGAUCUUCAACCUCUUGUCCUGCAUGUUUUAGAAUUUCAAUGAAUACUUGUAACUGUUCACGCUAACAGUGAAGUGAGGGGAAGCGGUAAUGGUGAGCUGUUUUGUGCUUGAUUUGUUUUGUAUACAACCGAUAUGAACGAAUUUCGCGAACUUCAUAUGUAUAUGUAUUUUAUUCAUUUUGAUUCGAUGUAUUGAGAUCACUCACUUACCAGCUUUAGACAAAGAAGCAUGUUUUAUAAAUCCAAGCCAAAUUAUAAACCUUUAAUUGUGUUAAAUGUAGUUUUGUUGUGUUCAAUAAUAAAAAGUGAUUAAAAAAGUUCUGUUGUACUCUAUUCGCAACAUAAAUUCUGGUCCUUCGAGUAGGAUAAGCAAUCAACACAAUCACCAUUCAAGAAAAAUCAGGUCAGUGUCCAUCCUAUUUUUUAUCUGAUCCCUUUAUUUUGCAUGCUUGAUUUGGGUACAAUUUCAUUUCAAAAAUGACCGAACAAAAGGAAACGCUUACCAAAUUAGUAAAUGCACGUUCAAAAAUUAUUGCUGAUUUGGAUCGAUUUACGGUUGCUUUUGAAAAACUAUCGGCAACUACACCUCCAGAUACGACUCAGAUUGAACUUCGUUUGUCCAAAGCGGAGUCGCUCUUGGACGACUUUAAUAACAUACAAACCGAAAUUGAGGACAAUGAUUCCGUAUUAACUUUGAAAGAGCAUGGAAUUGAACGUUCUCGAUUUGAAGACUCUUAUUUUGAUAUUAUUUCGCGGGCGAGGCGAUUUUUGUCAAAUCAAUUACAAAAACUUGAUCCGAUUAGCGAUACCAAGUUAUCAGACGCGGUUUCAGCCAUUAUGGGGUCUAACACCAAUAUAAAGUUACCUCCGAUACCAUUGCCGACGUUUGAUGGAAACUAUGAGCAGUGGCUUUUUUAUAAAGACACGUUUAUCUCGCUCAUUCAUUCAAAUGAGUCCAUUCCCGCGGUACAAAAAUUCCACUAUCUGAGACUUUCGUUGAAGGGUCAAGCGGCUGAUUUAUUAAAGUCUUUGGAGUGUUCGGCGGCCAACUACGCGGUAGCAUGGUCAUUAGUUGUUCAACGCUAUGAAAAUACGGAAAUGCUCAUAAGAAAUCACAUCAAAGCAAUAUUUGAUAUUGAAACAAUCACAAAAGAAUCUCAUUCGGGUUUGCGGGGACUGGUUGAUGGGAUAACGCGUCAUAUUCGCGCGUUGGAGGCUCUUGAUCAACCGGUGGAUUCGUGGGACGUUUUGCUAAUUCAUAUCGUCUCAACAAAGCUAGAUCGUGUUUCUCGUCGAGAAUGGGAAACAGAAUACAACAAACUGAUUUCGUCAAAGGAGAAAGUAACUAUGGAGACAUUUUCAAAUUUCUUGCUUGAAAAAUGUAAAUUACUCGAGACUUUGGGUCUAAAUAACGAAAACAAGGUAGACAAUAAGUCAAGGCUUGUUAAAGUCCAUUCGUCUGUCAAUGAAUCACGUGGUCCAGUCUGUUCAUAUUGCAAUAAGAAUCAUACGGUCUACAAUUGCAAAGAAUUUUUGGCUCUCGAUGUUGAAAAAAGAAUAAUUGAAGCAAAACGUUUAAAAUUUUGUUUGAAUUGUUUAAGAAAAAAUCAUGCGACUGAAAAAUGUAAGUCUUCAUCGUGCCGCAAAUGCGAAGGUCAUCACAAUUCAUUACUUCACGCGGACGCGAUUGCUAAAACAAAAAGCAAUUCUGUCGCCACUGAAAAUAAACAAAUAACUGGUAACAUUCCAAACAAUACUGCGUCUGUUAAUAACAACCCGGACAAAGAAAGUCAAGAAACGAUUACUAACACUUGCAACACGGUUUCUUUUAAUAGCGUACUUUUAUCUACCGCAUUGGUACACGUUUUUGAUAACAAGGGUAACUCUCAUCAAUGUAGAGUACUACUUGACAGCGGAAGUCAAUCCGAAUUUAUAUCUGCUAGUUUAUGUAAAACGCUCGGAUUACCUUUAUCAAAAAUUGAUCUCUCUAUUUCGUGUGUUGGUCAAAACAAGGCCAAGGUUUUACAUAGGGCUCGUGUUAAACUGCAGGCUAGACACAGUGCUUUUCAACUCGAUUUAAAUUGCCUAGUAUUGCCCAAAAUAACUUCCAACUUGCCGGUCUCUUCUGUUGAUAUGGAUCAUAUAAACAUUCCACCGAAUCUGUUUUUGGCUGAUCCUACUUUCAAUGAAAGUGGUCCAAUUGACAUAUUAAUCGGUGCCAGACAUUUUUGGGGCCUUUUGGACAUAGGUCAAAUAAAGUUGGGCAGCGAUCGUCCAACUCUCCAGAAGACUCACUUGGGUUGGAUUAUUUCAGGAAGCAUUUCUCCUUCGAAAUAUAUUGAGUCUCGGAGUAUCAUCUCUUGUAAUUUUGCUCAGUCAAAUACCUUAGACAUCCAACUAAGAAAAUUCUGGGAAAUUGACGAGAAUCAUUCUGAAAAACUCUUAUCUCCCGAAGAACAGGCUUGUGAAAAAUCGUUUGAAGUUAACACGGUACGGGACUCUUCCGGACGGUUUUUAGUCACUCUCCCAUUAAAAUAUCCUCCGACAAUUCUCGGUGAUUCACUUGAAUUAGCCACCAAACGUUUUCUACUUUUAGAGAGGAAACUUCAUAAAAAUCCCGAUCUGUUUGCUGAAUACUCGAGAUUUCUCGAAGAAUACGAAUCUUUGAACCACAUGACUAAAAUCGAUUUUGAUUCAAUCAAUCCAAACAAAUCCUAUUUUCUACCGCAUCAUGCUGUGAUGAAAGAAUCCAGUACAACAACCAAAUUGCGGGUAGUCUUUGACGGCUCGGCAAAGACCACUUCAGGCCAUUCAUUAAAUGACAUUUUGAUGGUUGGACCUAAUGUCCAGGAAGAUUUGCUUUCCAUUCUCAUUCGUUUCAGAAAACACAGUAUCGUUCUCACUGGUGAUAUAGAAAAAAUGUAUCGUCAGGUUCUAGUUCAAGAAGACCAACGAAAUUUGCAAAUCAUUUUGUGGCGUUCUAAUCCUUCUUCAAAAAUUCAAUAUUUCCGCUUAAACACUCUCACAUAUGGUACGGCUUCUGCUUCUUACCUUUCCACUAGAUGUAUCAAAGAGUUAGCAAAUAUAUACGCUGAUAGUAAUCCAAAGGUUAGCGCGACAAUAUAUAAAGACUUUUACGUCGAUGACCUGGUCACUGGUGGUCAAACGGUCGAAGAAGUCCAGCAAAUCAAGAGUGAGAUCACAGACAUAUUAAAUUCAGGCGGAUUCCAUUUAAGAAAGUUUUUAUCUAACAAUUCUCAAAUUAUUUCCGAUAAUCGUCAUACAGGAGAUAUGACUCAUCAAUUCAAACACUCACAAGAGGCAAAAACUCUGGGUCUUUUGUGGGACUCCGACCAAGACAUUUUGCGUUAUUCGAUUACGGCUUCAGAUAAACACUCUGUUUCAAAGCGAACAAUUCUAUCAUAUAUUUCCCAAAUAUUUGAUCCUUUGGGUCUUUUAGCACCCACAGUUAUAAUUGCAAAAAUCAUUAUUCAAAAACUUUGGGUCUGUAAACUUGACUGGGAUGAAUCUAUCCCUGCGGAUUUGUACACAACAUGGAAGCGAUUUCAAAGUGAUCUGCAUUCACUUAACAAUUUAAAAAUUCCUAGACACAUUUUGUGUAACUUUCCGACUAAAAUUGAAAUACAUUCGUUUUCUGACGCAAGCGAGUCGGCAUAUGGCGCGUGUAUUUAUGCAAGAUCCAUUGAUAGCUGUGAAAAUGUACGCGUACAAUUACUAUGUGCCAAGACUCGUGUUGCGCCUCUUAAAACAAUUACCAUCCCAAAACUAGAGUUUUGCGCUGCACUAUUAAGCGCUGAACUUACCCAAAAGGUUAAAACUGCUUUGAACACAAAAAUUGACGCUUGCCACCAUUGGAGUGACUCAACCAUAACUCUUGCAUGGAUACGAUCCUCACCACACUUAUGGAAGAUUUUUGUGUCCAACCGAGUGGCUCAAAUUCAAUCAUUAACAGAUGUCCAUUCGUGGUGUUAUGUUAACACUAAUGAAAAUCCUGCUGACUUGUUAUCAAGGGGAUUAUUGCCAUCAGAUCUUCUUCAUAAUGAUUUGUGGUGGUACGGCCCUUCUUGGCUUUCGAAACCAAAGGAAUGUUGGCCAGUAAAUCCAGAAUCAACAGAAAACUUGCCUGAUGAGAAUCUUCCUGAAUCUCGCUCAAAGUUAAUUUCUUUGGCUUCCACAAUUCCCUCUUAUGAUUUCGAUCUAAUUGAGAAGUCCUCGAAUUUAAAUAAGCUCAUCAGAACAACAGCUUAUUGUCUAAGGUUUUUUAGAAAUUUAAAACUUUCCAAAGUGGGAGAAACUCUAUGUUCCGGCAUUCUUACGGUUGAAGAAUUGAAUGUGGCAUUGUACACCCUUGUAAAACUAGUUCAAUCACAAACAUUUGCCCAGGAAAUUAGUGACUUAUCUGUUUCCAAUGAAGUCAAUUCCAAAAGUAAACUGUUGAAACUGAAUCCUUUUAUUGAUUCUGAAGGUAUUUUGAGAGUAGGAGGAAGGAUUAAGCACUCGAACUUUUCGUAUGAGAAAAAAUUCCCUGCCAUUCUACCGAUCAGGGGAAAACUUUCCCUACUUAUUGUCCAAAGGGAACACAUUCGACUCCUACACGCAGGUCCUCAAAACCUACUUGCAUCUAUUCGGGAUCGGUUUUGGAUCUUAUCGGGUCGAAAUCUAGUUAGAAAGGUUGUCAGGAAUUGUACGCGUUGUUUUAGAUUUGAUGCUACAGCUGUAAAAUACAGAAUGGGUGAUCUACCGGCUGCACGGGUAACGCCUGCGCGACCAUUCAUGAAUUCUGGAGUUGAUUUUUGUGGUCCUUUCAAUAUCAAAGACAGAAUGACGAGAAAUUAUAAGUUGAUUAAGGCUUACAUAUGCGUUUUUGUUUGUCUUAGCACAAGGGCCAUGCACCUGGAAUUGGUCACCGAUCUUUCGACGGCUUCUUUUUUGGCUGCUUUACGUAGGCUUUUUUCACGGCGUGGUAUCUGUGCUAACAUUUAUAGCGACAAUGGUUCUACAUUUGUUGGAGCUAACAAUGAAAUCAAAAAAUUUCUUAGGUCAAGCGAAUCAGAAAUUCAGUCUGAGUUGUCAUCUAAUAAUGUCAAAUGGCAUUUUAUCCCUCCUAGGGCUCCGAAUUUCGGGGGUCUUUGGGAGGCCGGAGUCAAAUCGACAAAGUCUCACCUUAAACGCGUUUUGUCAAAUACGAUUCUAAAUUAUGAAGAAUUUAUAACGGUUUUGUCCCAGAUCGAGGCAUGUCUAAAUUCCAGACCAUUAAGCCCUUUGAGUCCUGAUCCUAAUGAUCCGGAACCUCUAACACCCGGGCACUUUCUGAUCGGGACCAAGCUAACAACACUACCAGAACAGGAUAUGACUGACGUCCCUUCCAAUCGACUUUCAAGAUACCAAUUAACACAAAAGCUGGUACAGCAUUUUUGGAAGAGAUGGUCCAAGGAGGUCAUUUCGGAAAUGCAGCAACGUAUUAAAUGGCAUAAGAAUUUUGGCCAGUCCCUUAGACCUGGGGUUGUUGUAAUGGUCAAGGAAGAUAAUUUGCCACCGCUACAAUGGAAGUUGGCUGUAGUAGAUUCCGUUCAUCCUGGUUCGGAUGGAAUUGUACGAGCAGCAACUCUUAGGACAUCUUCUUCUAUCAUCAAGAGACCAGCCAACAAAUUGUGCAUUCUGCCUAUCAACGAACAAGAUGGAAGCGAUAUUGCCGCCUAAUGGACGCCAAGGGGGGCGAUAUGUUCACGCUAACAGUGAAGUGAGGGGAAGCGGUAAUGGUUUGGUGGUGAUUCAAUGCACUUUGCAAAAAUAAAAUAACCAAAAGAAACACAAUGGAAAUAUAAUAAAUUUAAUUAACAAUAGCGGAAAAAAGAAGUGGAAUAGUUGAAUAACAGAUCAGAAGUGUUUGUAGUUUUGAAAAUAAAUUUUAACGAAUACGGAAGAGAAUGAAACUUGGAAAGAGUGAUUAGAUGAAAUACUAAGAAACAGAUUUUACCUCAAUGUACCAAGAAACCCAAUAUUAAAAUGCAAUUAAGAAGCAACAAGUGUUAGAAAAAAACUCUCCUCUAAGUUAAAAAUCUUUAUUUUUCAAGUGGCCUACAAGGUGUCUGUGCAUAAACUGUCUCACCAGUAAAACAUAUAUCAGUCAAGUAUUUCACGACUUCCCGACCGUAAGAUUACAUUUCUUAAAGUCAAAACACAAUAAAUACUAUUUCAUGGCCAACUCCGCACUAAUAUUUCCAGAUGAAUC